Messenger RNA from Symbiodinium pilosum, 2706 nucleotides. Lineage: Eukaryota; Dinophyceae; Suessiales; Symbiodiniaceae. The record is from the annotation of a GenBank genome assembly.
AUGCCACCUACAAAUCUAGUGCCCAUCUACAACACUGAAGAUGGUAUGCUUCGCACGUCCCUCUUGGCAGAGCGAACCUUGUCCUCUUACGAGCUAUCCCAUCCACGUGUGCAGCCCUUGCAAGACAAGGGACCAACUACAACCGUGCGCAUGCCUCCUCCAGAGGGGCGAUCCUCUGUAAUGCCGAACCUCCGUGGCUUCAAGCUUGUCUUUGACCUUUUCACCAAAGGAAUUCUCAGGGGUGUGUUCGAGCUCCCUCCGACGCCUGCGCAAAAACUCUUUGUUGCGGGUGGAGCAGUGCUGGCUUGUGCUCAACUCUGGCAGCAUCCCAAGCUUGAGCCGCUGUACAAAAUUGUUGCCCAUGAGGUGGCAUGCUUCAUGCUGCUGAAGAAGCUCCGAAUUGGCCAGUCGCCUCAGGUGCUAAAAAGUAUUAUGGAGUUUGCUGCUGCAGACGAGGCGAGCAUUGAGAAAGCACGCAAGCCGGCUGACGAGAUUUGGCUACCGGCUGGAUCUACUGGCAACAAGCCAUCCUGGGGGUUUGCGUCUUCCGACAUUGAUGUUUUUAUAUGUUGCGAGACGGAAGAGGAGGGCAAGCAGCUGCUUCGGCAGACAGUUCACCGCAUUUGCCAGAACAUCACAGACAGGCGACGGGAACUUAUCGAGAAUCGCCGCCGAAGAGGACAUCGUGAGGAAUACAGGUUCAACAGCUCAGGAUACUCAAGCGAGAUCCGCCUGCUGCGAUCAGCGAAUGCUCUAAGCAUUUGGGGCGGCUGGCCUUUUCGCACAGUUCAAGUCAUGGUGAUUCUUUACAAGCGGAUGGAUGAAGUUCUGAAUUUCUUCGAUUUGGACUGUAUCAGUCUGGGUUUCGAUGGCAGGAACGUUCUCGCUUUGCCAAGAACACUCCGAUCCCUGCAGACAGGAUACAACUUUGUGGAGCCGGCAAAGCUUCGCAGAUGGUCUACAGGGCCAAGAAUCUUGAAGUACAAGAGCAGGGGAUUUGGUACUGUCUUCUUUGAGAUUUGCAAGCAUCAUCCGCGCUGUGACCUACCAAGCACCUUGGACGAGGAGACAGCUCGACGGAUCGCCGCCCUGAACGGCUCGGUGUCCGCAAGCCAGGACUUGGGAUAUGGCGAAGUUGAGUUGCCCUUUGUGGCACGAAUGCUAUUGGGAAUGCAUCUUGAUCAGUACAUGGAAAUGCAUGAGAGACGGAGAAUGAACAUCCGCCAAGACAUCGACUUCCAGUCCAAGGGUCUUUGGAAUCUUCCCGAUAGUGAUCUCGUGGCCGGCAAGUACCGCUACAUCGCGGGGGAUAACUCGGCCUCUGAGGCAUCCAUCGAGGCCCUGCUCAACGUGAGCUUGGAGGCAGAUGGCCUACCGGCUGUUCGCUGGAAGAAUGUCGAUCUCUGGGAAAGCCGGCGGGGGAAUGAGUUCUUGCCCAGGUGCUACAUGUGUCGGGAGCGUAUCGAUCCUUCCGCGACUGUGGCGGAGCGUCCAAGGCUUUGUGCCACCUGCGAGACUCUGAGCCGGGAGAAGCUUCAACAAACAGCGGAUCUUACCGGUAAGACGGCAAUUGUGACGGGAGGGCGUGUGAACAUCGGCUACGCCACAGCUCUGAAGCUUCUUCGCAUGGGCUGUGAGGUUGCGGUGACCACCCGCUUCCCGAAGGACUGCCUGAGGCGAUACAGCCAAGAAGCAGAUGCAAGCUCUUGGCUCUCAAGGCUCUGGGUCUAUGGAGCCGAUUUCCGGAAUGUUCCUACUGUGGCUGCAUUGGGGAAGCAUUUGGCCAGCCAAUUUCCAAGACUAGAUAUCCUCAUCAACAACGCUGCGCAGACAGUCAAGCGCCCAGCUGCGCACUACAAGGCUUUGGUGGAGGCGGAGCAGGCACCCUUGGACACAGAACUUGAGGAUCGGCUGCGGCAGCUAUCAGGCAGCGCGCCGGACCUCAGAUAUUUGCUGGACAGCGAGGCCCCUUGCAGCCUUGCGCCCGUGCCCCAGGAAGGUCAGCUAAGCCAGCUGCCUGUCCCAGAGACGAAGGACCUUCGCGCAGAUACCAGCUGGACAGCAAAGAUAGGGGAGGUCUCAUGGGUGGAGACUGUGGAAGUGCAAGUGAUCAACGUGACGGCACCCUUUGUGCUGCUCAGUGAGCUCAAGUCCUCGCUGAUUGCUGAGAAGGCCAAGCCAGAGAAGGCAGAGGCAGCGACGCAGAAUCCGCUGUCCGCGCACCGGUGUUUGCAGGCACUGCAGUCGCCACGUGAUCUGCUGAGCACCUCGGACAAGGAAGCUCCUAAAAUGCAGCUUCGAGGGUACUUGGGACCGGCCAUUCUGGAACAGAAGCGAAAGCUCAUGCAAGACGUCCGCUUUGUUGUCAACGUGACUUCGCAGGAAGGAUCCUUCAGGUCCCUUGGCUCCAAAGGAGCAAACCACCCUCACACCAACAUGGCAAAGGCAUCGUUGAACAUGAUGACCUGCUCUGUUGCAGACGAGUUCAGCCGCGCUGGUGUUGUGGUGGUGUCAGUUGACACCGGCUGGAUCUCCAAGAUGAAGCCAGAACCACUUGCAGAGGCUGAGCCGCACGUGCAGAGUGCGCCGCCCCUCUCUGCAGAAGAUGGCGCAGCCCGUGUGCUCGACCCUGUGAUCACGGCCAUGAAUGGCACGCAACCAGUCACAGGGUGCCUGCUGCGAAAUUUCCAGCCUGCUGACUGGUGA